Messenger RNA from Sabethes cyaneus, 2848 nucleotides. RefSeq names its product heparan-sulfate 6-O-sulfotransferase 1 (gene Hs6st). Bases 960 to 2282 code for a protein of 440 amino acids. Lineage: Eukaryota; Metazoa; Arthropoda; Insecta; Diptera; Culicidae. Gene Ontology annotation, cellular component: membrane. The record is from RefSeq and is a predicted model, not a curated record. The transcript has 5 exons. Gene Ontology annotation, molecular function: heparan sulfate 6-sulfotransferase activity.
AAAAAUCUAUAAACUCUUCUACACCAGCGAGAAGCCGCAGGCUUCACAGCACACAAAGCCAGAAAUUUUCUCAGUGCAAAAAGUGCUGAGGAAAACAUAACAUGGUGCAGCAUUGGUCGGAGCAUCGGAUCCUUUGGUGGUAGUAGCAUAUACAUAGAACAGCAUAUACCUAUGUGUUAAUCAAAAAGUAGUGAUUUUUUUCGAAAUAAGUGGCCAUCACUUGCAUUUGUGCUUGAAGUGUUGAGGAUUCCGUUGUUUUGCAGUUUAGGGAGAAACUAUUUUAACUAUUGACUGUGCAGGCAAAGGACUUAUCGUGAAAAGAAAAUACUUUGAUACAAUCUAAAUUAUUGGGUGAUAGCUGAAAAUCGGUGUAAACAAAAUUAUUUUAUGUUGGACCAAGAAGUUUUCAAUGAUCUACCUUUAUAAACUAUCUAGUAAAAAUGCAACUAGUUCAGUUAUGUAGAGACUAGUAAAAGUGAAAAGUGUUACUAGAAAGGCAAGGUGUCUGUCUCUGAAAAGUUUGGCAUAAAAAGUCUGAAUUGAAGGUCAUUCGUGAAAAAUGGAACAUGACGUCCCAAAAAUGUGAAGACUCGAGAAGGCAAAUCAAUGUUGGCAUCUUAUCAUCGAAAGAAAAAAAAAACAAACUGCACAGGGAGUGUUUAUCCAUUUUGCGUAGAAGUUCAAAGUACUGAAGAGAAUCCCUCAUGGUAAUUUAUGUGAGCUGUUAAGCUUAUGUAGCCCGUAAUAGUGUCGUACAGCGGGAGGGCAGGCGUGGUUUGUUGAUUGGAUAAUGAAGUAAACGCAUCGAGUCGCCCAAAACGACCGGAUCAAUACUACUCACACACCGCACAUAUCCAUGAAGCAUAUUAACUUGUGAGAUAAAUUUCCAUAUUCCUGUAGACCUUGUGCCGUAAUAGUUUUAGUUUUUGCCAUCGUAAAGGCAAACGUAAGCAGCCCAAAUGAAAAAAGUAAUGAUUCCUUCACUGGAUAUGAAAAAGAGUGUUUCGGUUAAAGUAGAUAGUGAUCUGACAUUAUUACUAUCGAGUGGAGUGUACGAAAUCAAAAAAAUGGAGCCUCGCAGGCGGCUCCGUCCAAUUGUGAUCAUAUGCUUGUUCCUUACCAUAGCCGGCAUUAUAGGAUUCGGAUACUUUUGCCCAGACCAGGUGUGUGCCCUAUCGCGGCGGGAAGUGGCCAGCAACCAGGAUCUGAUAGCUGGCUUUACUCAUGACAAUCUGGGCAAACCUGUGCAGCAGAAUCUGCUUUCGAAUCCGGGACUCAGCUAUGAGGAAGUUUUGAACGACGACUUCCAGUUCGACAUGAAUGCGCACGAUGUGAUGGUUUUUCUGCACAUCCAAAAAACAGGUGGUACAUCCUUCGGUAAACAUUUGGUGCGUGAUUUAGAUUUGAAGCGACCGUGCACAUGUCAGCGAAAGAAGAAACGGUGCUACUGCUUCCGGCCGCAUCGCAACGAAAACUGGCUUUUCUCGCGCUACUCAACUGGCUGGAAAUGCGGUUUACAUGCCGACUGGACCGAACUGACCGGAUGCGUCGAUCAGGAGCUGGACAAGAACGAAGGCGAAACUGCCAAGCGGCGAUACUUCUACAUUACUCUGCUGCGCGAACCGAUCGCCCGGUAUCUGUCCGAGUUCCGACACGUGCAACGUGGUGCAACUUGGAAAAACUCCCGGCACUGGUGUCUGGGCAGAACGGCCACACCGGAAGAGCUUCCACCGUGCUAUAAUGGUGAAAACUGGAACGGUGUGCAUCUAGAUGAAUUCGCUGGCUGCGAGAGUAAUCUUGCGGCUAACCGCCAGACCCGCAUGCUAGCAGAUCUGGCGCUGGUUGGCUGCUACAACAAAACGUACAUGCCAUCGGCAGAGCGCGACCGCAUCAUGCUGGCCAGUGCCAAGCGCAACCUUGCCGCCAUGUCCUAUUUUGGGUUGACCGAGUAUCAGAAAAUCUCGCAGUACAUCUUCGAGGAGACGUUCAAUUUGCGUUUCGCCAUUCCGUUCGAGCAGCAUAACAAUACCGUGUCGACUAGCACCAUGAACGGACUGACGGCCGACCAGCGAGCCCGGAUAGAUAAGCUAAAUGCACUCGACAUCGAGCUGUAUGCAUUCGCGAAGAAAUUAAUGUUCCAAAGAUUCGAAAGACUUAAAGCCAAAGAUAAUGAUUUUAACGUAAGAUUUUCGCAUUUGGGCAACCUAGGAGUUAAGAGCGGUGUUACCGAGUUCAAUUGGGACAGUAACAUUGACGAGUCACCCAGCAGUGAGCAUCACUGAUACGGAAAGUUUGGGAGUCAUACCGAAGCGACAUUCCCGCACAAAUCGCCAUACCAGUUGGUUUUGAAAACGUUGCCAUCACGCCGUUUCCGCAAUCGCCUUGCUAUGCCACCCGCGUCCCUGACCGUUAACAGCGAUAUCAUCCCAUUGUCUUGCAUUACUGAUGUUCCCGCCGAAAGUCCCCCGCCGACAAGGAUGACAGCGGGCGCUACUCCAAUGUCCUAUAAUCUCAAAUUUCACGCUUCCACUAGUCCGAAUAAAAGGAAGCAUAUCCAACGUCCACGACCGCAGAAUCGCGAUGAUGGAAGACGGUCCUUCACACUUAGCAAGCAACAGAUAACAAUGCAAACGCUGCGCGAUGGUCCCCCGUCAAAGACAUGGAAGUUGAGCAACAACAGCAGCAACUAGUGAUGCUGGAUAGUCAUAGAAAGUUAGCUCCGAGUGUUGUUUGCAUACUGAUUUUAGCAUUUUUUAGUACUGACGCAGAAUGUGAGUAUUAUAUCUAAUACAUACAUACACAAGCAACAUUGUUUCAUAAUAGCUUAAGAAGUAAGAAUAAACAUAAU